ACUGCAACACCCAUUUUGUUCAAUGCCCAUUCUCGCUAAACCCCCCACCUCAAACGACUACCAUGAACAGCAAGAAAUAGUAUAGCAGCCUCAUCCAAGAAGCGCGCCCACACAACUUACUCGGACCAUGCGUGCCACCUACCUAAACUAAAUUGAUGACUAUGAGAUCCGAGCACACGUUCCCUUCCUCCCCCUCUUCCAAGUUGAAGGCUGCCACUCUUCAACGUAAUAUUAUUGACCACAAAAAUCAGCCAACCGCAUACCCUAACGUCAACGAAUAGUUUGGUCAUCAACACCACCCAACUCUCAGUCAAAAUUCAAAUGUCCAAUAAAAAUUCUAGCCACCAUCCUUUCCCCCCUCCCAAUAGAAACAAUUUCUGCAACAAGUGGACAAGAAAUCCAGUUAUUUGAUGAGUUUUGACGGGAACGGGAUUUGUUUUUCCCGUUUUAAUCCGUAAUGAGGGGGCGAGAGGGGGAGAAGGGGAGGAAAAAGAAAGAUCGCAUUUUUUGACUGAAUGCGAUGGGAUUGGAUGGGGGUAGUUGGGAGCUACUCCCAAUCGAGGGAGAGACGGGAAGACGGAAGGUGGCAGUUAUCACGUGGGGCUCCCUUCCCAUUUAAAGCCGUCUUCUCGGCGAAUGGGCGUUUUGCGGUGAGUUGAGGAAGAAGGAUUAGUAUCUAGAAGGACUUCUGAUCCGGAUUUGGCUUGAAAGGGGAGAUCUUGGCCUCCCCUGUCUCUACUCCGAUCAUGUCUGAAGUCCAUAGGGGACCAGUGAUGGCAGAACCUUGGAGCAUGAAUGGAGUUGUAAAUGGAACGGUUCAACUCAGACAUGCAGCUACACUAUCAAAAGUUGAUGACUUCUGCACAGCGCUUGGUGGGAAAAAACCUAUCCACAGUAUAUUAAUUGCAAAUAAUGGAAUGGCAGCUGUUAAAUUUAUACGUAGCAUCCGAACAUGGGCUUAUGAAACCUUUGGAACGGAGAAAGCAAUUCUAUUGGUAGCUAUGGCAACUCCAGAGGACUUGAGAAUAAAUGCAGAACACAUUAGGAUUGCUGAUCAAUUUGUGGAAGUUCCUGGAGGAACCAACAACAAUAAUUAUGCCAAUGUUCAACUCAUUGUCGAGAUGGCGGAAAUAACCCAUGUUUCUGCUGUUUGGCCUGGUUGGGGCCAUGCAUCUGAGAAUCCUGAACUCCCAGAUGCACUAAAUGCAAAGGGAAUAAUUUUUCUUGGGCCUCCAGCUGCAUCAAUGGCAGCACUAGGUGACAAAAUUGGUUCUUCUCUGAUCGCUCAAGCUGCAGGAGUACCAACACUUCCAUGGAGUGGUUCACAUGUGAAAAUUCAAGCAGAAAGCUGUUUGGAUUCUAUUCCCGAGGAAAUUUAUAGAGAAGCUUGUGUUUAUACAACAGAAGAAGCAGUGGCUAGUUGUCAGGUGGUUGGUUACCCGGCCAUGAUCAAGGCAUCCUGGGGUGGCGGCGGCAAAGGAAUUAGGAAGGUUCAUAAUGAUGAUGAGGUCAGAGCAUUGUUCAAACAAGUGCAAGGUGAAGUUCCUGGUUCACCAAUAUUCAUUAUGAAGCUUGCAUCACAGAGCCGGCAUCUAGAAGUUCAGUUACUUUGUGACGAAUAUGGUAAUGUGGCUGCUCUUCACAGUCGAGAUUGUAGUGUUCAAAGACGGCACCAAAAGAUUAUAGAGGAGGGUCCAAUCACAGUAGCACCUCUUGAGACUGUUAAACAACUUGAGCAGGCAGCGAGGAGGCUUGCUAAGUGUGUAGGCUAUGUUGGUGCUGCGACUGUUGAGUAUCUUUACAGCAUGGAAACUGGUGAAUACUAUUUCCUAGAACUUAACCCACGAUUACAGGUGGAGCAUCCUGUAACUGAGUGGAUAGCUGAAAUAAAUUUGCCAGCAGCUCAAGUUGCAGUUGGGAUGGGAAUACCUCUUUGGCAAAUUCCAGAAAUUAGGCGCUUUUAUGGAAUGAACCAUGGUGGAGGGUAUGAUGCUUGGAGAAAGACAUCAAUUUCUGCAACUCCAUUUGAUUUCGAUAAAGCAGAAUCCAUAAGGCCAAAAGGUCACUGUGUAGCUGUACGGGUAACUAGCGAGGAUCCAGAUGAUGGUUUCAAGCCUACUAGUGGGAAAGUGCAGGAACUAAGUUUCAAAAGCAAACCAAAUGUAUGGGCAUACUUCUCUGUGAAGUCUGGAGGUGGCAUUCAUGAGUUCUCAGAUUCCCAAUUUGGGCAUGUUUUUGCUUUUGGGGAGUCUAGACCUUUAGCAAUAGCUAAUAUGGUCCUUGGGCUAAAAGAGAUUCAAAUAAGGGGAGAGAUCCACACAAAUGUUGAUUACACCAUAGAUCUCUUACAUGCUUCAGAAUACAGAGACAAUAAGAUCCACACUGGUUGGCUGGACAGCAGAAUCGCUAUGCGAGUUAGAGCUGAGAGGCCUCCUUGGUAUCUCUCUGUUGUUGGAGGAGCUCUCUAUAAAGCAUCAACAAGCAGUGCAGCCAUUGUUUCAGACUAUGUUGGUUACCUUGGCAAAGGUCAAAUUCCACCCAAGCACAUAUCGCUUGUUAAUUCCCAUGUCACUUUGAAUAUUGAAGGAAACAAAUAUACGAUUGAAAUGGUAAGGGGUGGACCUGGUAGCUACAAGUUAAGGAUGAAUGGAUCAGAGGUUGAAGCAGAAAUUCAUACAUUGCGUGAUGGUGGUCUUCUGAUGCAGUUGGAUGGAAACAGUCAUGUGAUAUAUGCUGAAGAAGAGGCUGCUGGUACUCGCCUUCUUAUUGAUGGAAGGACAUGCUUAUUACAGAAUGAUCAUGAUCCAUCUAAAUUGGCGGCUGAGACACCAUGCAAGCUGCUUCGUUUCUUGGUUCCUGAUGGUGCUCAUGUUGACACUGAUGAACCAUAUGCGGAGGUUGAGGUAAUGAAGAUGUGCAUGCCACUUCUACUGCCUGCUUCUGGAGUUAUUCAUUUUGUGAUGUCGGAAGGCCAGGCAAUGCAGGCUGGUGAUCUUAUAGCAAUGCUGGAUCUGGAUGACCCAUCAGCUGUGAGAAGAGCUGAGCCAUUUCAUGGCACAUUUCCAAAACUGGGUCCUCCAACUGCAGUUUCUGGCAAAGUUCACCAAAGAUGUGCUGCAAGUUUGAAUGCUGCGCAGAUGAUUCUUGCAGGCUAUGAACAUAACAUCAAUGAAGUUGUGCAAGAUUUGCUAAACUGUCUAGACAGUCCUGAGCUUCCUUUUCUACAGUGGCAAGAGACCAUGUCUGUAUUGGCUACUCGCCUGCCAAAAGAUCUCAGGAAUGAGCUAGAUGCCAAGUAUAGAGAGUAUGAAACAAUCUCACUUUUUCAGAAGAAUACUGAUUUCCCUGCAAGGUUACUGAGGGGAGUUCUUGAGGCUCAUCUCUUAUCCUGCACCGAAAAAGAAAAGGCCACACAUGAGAGACUGGUGGAGCCUCUGAUGAGUCUCGUCAAGUCAUAUGAGGGUGGACGAGAAAGCCAUGCUCGUGUGAUUGUGCAAUCUCUUUUUGAGGGGUACCUAUCUGUUGAAGAACUAUUCAGUGAUAACAUUCAGGCUGAUGUCAUAGAACGUCUCCGGCUUCAGCACAAGAAGGAUCUCCUAAAGGUCGUUGACAUAGUGUUGUCCCAUCAGGGUGUCAGGAGCAAAAACAAGUUGAUACUACGGCUGAUGGAAGCAUUGGUUUACCCAAACCCUGCUGCCUACAGGGACCAAUUGAUUCGCUUUUCUGGUCUUAAUCACACGACAUACUCUGAGCUGGCACUAAAAGCAAGUCAACUUCUUGAGCAAACUAAACUUAGUGAACUCCGUACAAGCAUUGCCAGAAGCCUUUCAGAGUUAGAGAUGUUUACAGAAGAAGGGGAACGUGUAUCUACACCUAGGAGGAAAAGUGCCAUCAAUGAGCGGAUGGAGGAUCUUGUUAGUGCUCCUUUGGCCGUUGAGGAUGCCCUUGUGGCUUUGUUUGAUCACAGUGAUCCCACACUCCAAAGGAGAGUCGUUGAGACAUACAUACGUAGAUUAUACCAGCCCUACCUUGUCAAGGAAAGUGUGCGGAUGCAAUGGCAUAGAUCUGGUCUAGUUGCUCUGUGGGAGUUCUCUGAAGAACAUAUUGAGAAAAGAAAUGGGUCUGAAGAUCCAAUAGCUGGUAAGCCAUUGGUAGAGAAACAUUGUGAGAAGAGAUGGGGGACCAUGGUUAUCAUCAAAUCCCUUCAGUUUCUGCCAACAGCAAUCAGUGCUGCAUUGAAAGAGACUACACAUUGUUUAAAUUCCAAAGCCGACAAUGAACCAUUCUCAAAUGGGCUACCAGAGCAUGCUAGUCAAGGCAAUAUGCUACAUGUUGCAUUGGUUGGCAUUAAUAACCAAAUGAGCACGCUUCAGGAUAGUGGUGAUGAAGAUCAGGCCCAGGAAAGAAUUAAUAAGUUGGCCAAGAUUUUGAAAGAGAACUCUUUAAGUUCUGGUCUUCAUGAAGCGGGGGUCAGGGUUAUUAGCUGUAUUAUACAGAGGGAUGAAGGCCGAGCGCCUAUGCGCCACUCCUUCCAUUGGUCAGCUGAAAAGCUCUAUUAUGAGGAAGAACCUCUGCUUCGUCACUUGGAACCUCCCCUUUCUACAUUUCUUGAAUUAGACAAGCUGAAAGGCUACAAAAACAUGCAGUACACGCCAUCCCGGGAUCGCCAGUGGCACUUGUACACUGUCCUAGACCCCAAGGCACCCAUCCAAAGGAUGUUCCUGAGGACACUUGUGAGACAACCCAGCAUGACCAAUGGAUUCUCAUCGAGUGAAAUCCUUGACAGUGAAAUAAUUUGCGCACAAUGUCAUUUAUCGUUUGCAUCUGUUAGUAUUUUGAGAUCAUUAAUGGGAGCAUUGGAAGAAUUAGAAUUACAUGUGCAUAAUGCAACCAUCAGAUCAGACCAUUCACACAUGUAUCUUUGCAUCUUACGAGAGCAACAGCUUUUUGAUCUCAUACCAGUUUCAAGGACUGUGGAUGUAAAUGAUGGUCAGGAGGAAUUUACUAUCUGUACAAUCCUGGAAGAAAUGUUUGUAAAAAUUCAUGAAUUGGUUGGUGUACGGAUGCAUCGUCUUGCUGUUUGUGAGUGGGAAGUGAAGCUUUGGCUGGAUUCUAUUGGACUCGCUAGUGGUGCUUGGAGAAUUAUAGUGACCAAUGUUACCGGUCAUACAUGUACCAUACAAAUCUACCGAGAAUUUGAGGACAGUAAAUCACAUGAACUGGUCUACCAUUCUGCCACAUCUGUAUCUGGUCCUUUGCAUGGUGUGCCAUUGACUGCAAGAUAUCAGCCUCUAAGUAUCAUUGAUCGAAAACGUUUAGCAGCAAGGAAGAACAACACUACUUACUGCUAUGAUUUUCCACUGGCAUUUGAAACAGCAUUACGACUGUCAUGGGCAUCUUAUGAUUCUGGUAAUGCCAAAGCCAGGGACAGCAAAGAUCUUCUUAAAGUUACAGAACUCAUGUUUGCCGACAAAAAUGGAGCAUGGGGGACUCCUCUAGUUCCUGUGGAGCGUUCUCCAGGUCUCAAUGAUGUUGGCAUGAUAGCUUGGUUCAUGGAGAUGUCGACACCAGAAUUCCCUAGUGGAAGGAAGAUUAUAGUUGUGGCUAAUGAUGUGACCUUCAAAGCAGGGUCAUUUGGUCCUAGGGAAGAUGCAUUCUUUUAUGCAGUUACCAAUCUGUCCUGUGAGAAGAAACUUCCUCUGAUCUAUUUGGCAGCAAACUCUGGCGCUAGGAUUGGGGUAGCAGAAGAAGUAAAAGCUUGCUUUCGUGUGGGUUGGUCUGAUGAGUUAAGUCCUGAACGUGGCUUUCAUUACAUUUAUCUGACCCCUGAAGAUUAUGCACGUAUUGGCUCAUCUGUGGUAGCACAUGAGGUGAAACUAGAAAAUGGUGAGAGUAGAUGGAUCAUAGACACCAUAGUAGGAAAAGAGGAUGGUUUGGGAGUUGAGAACUUAACAGGAAGUGGUGCUAUUGCUGGUGCUUAUUCGAGGGCUUACAAGGAGACCUUUACUCUGACCUAUGUGACAGGAAGAACAGUGGGCAUUGGAGCUUAUCUUGCUCGGCUUGGCAUGAGGUGCAUUCAGCGUCUGGAUCAACCUAUAAUCCUCACUGGGUUUUCAGCACUGAACAAGCUUCUUGGGCGGGAAGUGUACAGCUCCCAUAUGCAAUUGGGUGGCCCAAAAAUCAUGGCAACAAAUGGGGUUGUUCAUCUUACCGUAUCAGAUGAUCUUGAAGGUAUUUCAGCAAUUCUGAAAUGGCUUAGCUACAUUCCUCCUUACAUCGGAGGUCCUCUUCCUAUAUCAAGAUCCUUGGACCCACCAGAGCGGCCAGUUGAAUACUUCCCUGAGAAUUCAUGUGAUCCCCGAGCAGCUAUUUGUGGCAUUCAGGAUGGCAGUGGCGGGUGGUUAGGUGGUAUCUUUGACAGAGAUAGCUUCAUAGAGACACUGGAAGGUUGGGCAAAGACAGUGGUUACAGGAAGGGCGAGGCUUGGUGGGAUCCCUGUCGGAAUUGUAGCUGUUGAAACUCAGACUAUGAUGCAAAUCAUCCCUGCAGACCCUGGUCAACUUGAUUCUCAGGAGCGGAUUGUCCCACAGGCGGGACAAGUUUGGUUCCCUGACUCUGCCACCAAAACAUCUCAGGCAUUGUUAGAUUUUAACCGUGAAGAACUUCCACUCUUCAUACUUGCUAACUGGAGAGGUUUCUCUGGCGGGCAGAGAGAUCUUUUUGAAGGGAUUCUUCAGGCAGGGUCCACCAUCGUUGAAAAUUUGAGGACAUACAAGCAGCCUGUCUUUGUGUACAUUCCGAUGACUGGAGAGCUUCGUGGGGGAGCAUGGGUUGUCGUGGACAGCAAGAUCAAUCCAGAUCACAUCGAGAUGUAUGCUGAACAGACGGCCAAGGGCAAUGUGCUCGAACCAGAAGGGAUGAUUGAGAUCAAAUUCAGAUCUAAGGAGCUUCUUGAGUGCAUGGGUAGGCUCGACAGGGAGCUGGUAAGUCUCAAAGCAAAGCUUCAGGAAGCAAAGGCAGUUGGAAUCCCUAGUGAUGUGGAGUCCAUCCAGAAGAGAAUAACCUCUCGAGAAAAGCAGUUGUUGCCUGUGUACACUCAGAUAGCCACACGGUUUGCUGAGUUGCAUGAUACCUCCCUCAGAAUGGCAGCUAAAGGGGUAAUAAAUAAGGUAGUUGAUUGGGAGAGCUCGCGUUCUUUCUUCUACAAAAGGUUACACAGGAGAGUUUCUGAGGGGUCAGUCAUAAGGAUUGUUAGAGACGCUGCUGGUGAGCAGUUGCCUCAAAAGUCUGCAUUGGAAUUGAUCAAGAAGUGGUUUUUGGCUUCUGAGCCAGCUGAAUUGGCUGGCAGUAAAUGGGAGGACGACGAUGCUUUCUUUGCCUGGAAGGAUGAUCCAAAGAACUUUGAGAAAUAUCUCAAAGAAUUGCAGGUUCAAAAGGUAUUCUUGCAACUUUCUAGUCUCGGCGAAUCGGCUUCAGAUUUGCAGGCUUUGCCUCAAGGUCUUGCUGCACUCCUCAGCAAGAUGGAUUCCUCUAGCAGAGCUCAGUUAACUGAAGAACUUAAACAGGUGCUUGGACAGUAUUGAAUCAGGUGCUCCGAUCACAACAAAGUGAUCUUAUCCCUGUGAAAAUUGAAAAAGCACCACUGUCACACCACAGUAUCAGGUUGUUGUUGCUUUCUAACAACCUAGUCUCGUUGUCAUUUGCAGCAGUAUUUAUCUUCUGCGGAGAGUGUAUAUAAGGGUAAAUGCCGGUACGAUAUUUUGUACUGGUGAUGUAUUAUUUGUUAUUGAGAGACUAUUUCAGGCAACUAGCAUUCAUCUGGACCUUCCAGUUAUUUGUACGAGUUAAUUGUUAUUAUUUAUGAAUAAGCGUUUCUGGAAUCCAAUUUUUUAUGGAGCACUCCUCAUCUAUGAAUAUGGGGCAAUAGCUGUUAUGUAUUCAUUCACCUGCACCACUGGGUGCUCUCAAGCAGGUGAUAAGAGAAACAAAUGGAGAGAAAAGAAGGAAGAGGUGAUGUUUGGGAGGCCUAAAGAAAGAUGGUGAUCAAUGCCAUGCCAGAAAGAUGGUGAUCAAUUCCAUGCCAGAAAACAGAGCAUUUGGAAGAGUAAAGGUUAACGUGUCAUGUAAGUUCAGAAAAAAAUUAAAAGAUGUAAAAAUCUUGUCACUGAGGGUACUUCACCUCCAUGUUAACUCUUAUGGUUUCUAAGAGGCAUUUGACGAGGGCAUAAUAUUAUUCUGUGAUA
Elaeis guineensis (African oil palm) is the source of this 8243-nucleotide messenger RNA. Its product is annotated as acetyl-CoA carboxylase 1. Gene Ontology annotation, biological process: fatty acid biosynthetic process. Gene Ontology annotation, molecular function: ATP binding; acetyl-CoA carboxylase activity; metal ion binding. The record is from RefSeq and is a predicted model, not a curated record. Lineage: Eukaryota; Viridiplantae; Streptophyta; Magnoliopsida; Arecales; Arecaceae.